This is a messenger RNA of Alternaria atra, 2703 nucleotides long. RefSeq lists its product as uncharacterized. NCBI's taxonomy places the organism in Eukaryota, Fungi, Ascomycota, Dothideomycetes, Pleosporales, Pleosporaceae. The transcript is spliced from 7 exons. The coding region runs from base 1 to 2703 and encodes 900 amino acids. The record is from RefSeq and is a predicted model, not a curated record.
AUGCACAAAGGUGCCAAGUACGAGAUGUCUCUAGAUUAUCGGCUUAGAGAGGCCUCCUUCUACAAGGAUCAGCUGGACAAAGCAUUGCAUGCGAUUACGCAUGAGAACUCGGCAGCCCUUAGGGAUGCAGUUGAAGACUGUGGCCUUCUGGAUACGAGCUUAGACGACUUGGACUCCAGUGAUUCACCCUGGGAAGUUUCUUCUGAUUCAGAAACGGAACUGCCACCCGAGCAAGGACACUCUCCGUACAUACCAAAGCGCCCUCAUACAGAGGCUCCAACUCUCUCGCUUGGUGUCGCGACUACUGAGGCCUUGCCAUUAGACUCUACCAAAUUCGUCGUCGAAUGUCUCUGGAAACUACCUAUCCGACGUCCUGCGCCAGUUGAUCGAAUGCGGAAGAAAGUUAGUGCAGAUACAUCAGGCUACGUUCCGUUCGAUAUCAUGUAUGUCAAAGAUAAGUAUCCCAACGUUCACGAAAUUGUUGCUCUACGUCUAGCAAAGAUGAUAUCGAGACGCAGGCAGCUUAUCAUGUACCGCAAAGACCAUACAAAAGCCUUACAAUACGAAGAAACGCCGUCAUCAGACACGUUUCAGCUCAGCUACCGUCAUCAACCCAGGACGGAUGGAGGUGAUGGCUUCAGUGAGAUCACUUCCAGUUUCAAAACACCGAGUCAAACCACUGGAAUUACCAAAGCAACGACACUAAAGCCUAGUGCUCUUGUGUCAGCAAUGAAGCCCGUGGUAGGGCUUUACACCCCUUCCAUAUCCACUUCCGGAUCUUCCACGGCGUCAGAGCAGGCAGGGAAAGAUAUUGCGAUCAGAAUCCCGAAUCGACCAACGGGAAAAGACGGGAAAGCAUUAGAACAUUUUAUUUGUCCGUAUUGCUCCACGGCUCAAAUCAUCAUUGAUGAGCGUCAAUGGAAGAAGCAUGUCUUAUCUGAUCUACAGCCGUACAUCUGCACAUACCCUGAAUGCCAGCUGAACGAAUAUCUUUUUGAAACUGUGGAUGACUGGUUCAAUCACGAGUCAAGAACGCAUCGUGUCGAGUGGUUCUGUAACACGGAAUCGCACGAGUCCUUCUGCGAGAUGUCGGACUUUUUGGAUCACAUGCACACAAUCCACUCUGAGCCCCUCAGUGAAACACAGCUCCAGAACUUACAUCACGGCUUCCAGAGACCAUCGCGUGCAGCCUCCGGUACCUGUACUUUAUGUGGUAAAUAUGCGAAUAAGCUGAAAUCGCAUCUUUCACGACAUCUCCAGCAGAUCUCUUUAUUCGCGAUACCUCAGACCGACUAUAUGGCUCAUUGGGAAGAAGCGGAUACUUCUUCGAAUGCUGCGCGGCAAAGCGCUCCGGAAUCCUCUGGUUCACACUCCACGAACAAACAUUCGGAAUCGUCUUCGGAUGCAUCAAGUCUCAAUUUCAGCGAGGAAAACCACAAUACUGGGAAUGAGCGCAGCCCACAAGAUGGUGAACGACACGAAGACAUGGCGCCAGACAUGUCUGAGCAUGGUGAAGAGAACGUAGAUACUUCGUGGGAUCAGAUUGCGCCAAAGUUCAAGGAAGCCCGAACUGCGAUGCGCAAAGCGAGAGAAGCAGAAGCCCUUGCAGAGCCACCUUUGCCCCUUGCUAAAAAAGUCUUGGCCGGGCGCGACUCACUUGAGCUUCUCCGAGAGCGUAUGAUAUUGUACGAAGCAGAAAGACCAGAAAGACCACAACAGACAGAAGUUAUCGUCCCCCAAAGCCCCAAGUCUGUAACUUUCACGAGCGAAAAACAACAGCGACAUGGCUCUUCUACUUCAUUAGUCGGGCAGCUACAUGAAGAGACAGAACCGUCGUUACAGAAGGCAUCUGAUGGCUGGAGCUCUUUCGAUGGAAAGCAGGAGAGUGCUACAGUCUCGCCUCCAAGUGCCACAAAUGUGGAGUUUGAGAACCGCUUUUCCCCUUGGAAUCUUUCAAAUACAUCAGGACUGCUCUCAGGUACUAUCGACACUCCCGGUCGAACAUCAGAACUGGCCGAGGAUCCUCGAGUAAUAGUGAGCGACGCAGGGGAUCAACAACUAUUACGACACGUACGAAGACCGACUGCAACAUUCAAUAUCGGCCACGACCCUGAAGACUCCGAAGAAGCCGCGGCAGAGAGACUGUACACUACAGGGAGGCCUUAUACCAGCUCCCUCACCAUCCCGACCGAAAACAAGGUCUGGGCGGAUAAGUAUUCUCGAGAUGUAGUGAGCGAUGCGGGGCAUCAACAACAAUUGGUUCAGGAUCCUCGAAGUGUAGUGAGCGACGCGGGAGAACAGCGACAGUUGCAAUAUUCAACGACUGGAGUCAAUACCAGAGAAGAGGCAGGCAGGAGGCCAUAUACUAGCCUCCUCGGCCCCCCAGCCGAAUUCACAACCUUGGGUACCCCGACUUACUCCAAAGCUGACCACAUCGAUGAGGAUAUUCAAGAAGCUCGGUCAUUUCCUCUAGGUCGAUCGCCAGUGGCCGUUAGUGUGGAUUGUUCGCCUAGCGACUUUCGAAGGCGAGCGCGAAGGAAUACUGAAAGUAACACUGGAGAGCAACAACAACAACAACUACAAUCACCAACACCAGAAAUCGACACUGGAGAAGAGGCACCCAAAAAAGACUCCGAGGCCAAAUUUGAAGCCGACUCUGAGGAAGAGGCAGCACAUAGGCCCAUUAUUUCCACAUGCCAUUAA